Messenger RNA from Chinchilla lanigera (long-tailed chinchilla), 548 nucleotides. RefSeq names its product microseminoprotein, prostate associated (gene Msmp). The record is from RefSeq and is a predicted model, not a curated record. NCBI's taxonomy places the organism in Eukaryota, Metazoa, Chordata, Mammalia, Rodentia, Chinchillidae. Bases 19 to 438 code for a protein of 139 amino acids. The transcript is spliced from 3 exons.
GAGGGCUGUACCACAGGGAUGGCCCUAAGGAUGCUCUGGGCUGGACAGGCCAGGAGAACGCUAGGAGGCUGGGGGAUCAUCUGCUUGGUGGUGCCUCUGCUCCUGCAGUACCCAGGAGUCCACAGCAAGUGUUACUUCCAAGCUCAAGCUCCCUGUCGUUAUGAGGGGAAACAUUUCACCCUGGGUGAGUCUUGGCUCCGCAAGGACUGUUUCCAUUGCACCUGUCUGCAUCCUGUCGGUGUGGGCUGCUGUGACACGUCUCAGCACCCCAUUGACUUCCCUGCUGGGUGUGAGGUUCGUCAGGAGGCAGGAACCUGCCAGUUUUCCUUGGUGCAAAAAUCUGACCCUCAGCUGCCCUGCAAAGGUGGAGGGCCCGACCUAGAGUGGGGCUCAGCUAACACCCAUGUUCCUGGGGCUCCUGCUCCCCACUCCAGCUAGACUCACCUGAUCACCCAUCUGCUGACUGCUCACUGCUGCUGCCCCUUCCAGAGAAACCACUAGCAGCUGCCCAUUUAUUCCAAAUAAAUAAAUUAAUGCUACAGCUGAAA